GGAGCAGCGGCCGACCGGGGUCGAGGGCGGCACAGGGCGAUGUGUGCACUGCGCCGAGGCUCUGUGCAAACAUGCUAAUUUGUUUUCUUUCUUGCCUCGCCUUUCAGGGUAAUUGGUUGCAUUUGAAGCCUUUGUGAAAGCCUUUGAUUAUAGUAAUUUCAGCAGCGCGAUCUACCCUGGAUUCCUUCGUCAGAUUCUUUCACAGCUCAGGCACUCGGGGCUGUAAUUACGGAGCAGCGCACGCCCGACUGCCACAGCUGGGGCACUGCGGUGCUGCCACUGUGGCCAUGGGGGCACAGGGACCUGUCACUGCGAGGGGCAGUCGGGCCACUAGGAUGGGGCAGGAGGGAGCCAGGAUGGGGUAGGAGCUGUAGUGGAGAGCUUUGGUCUCUGCUGUGUUGAGUUUGUUGCAUCUCAGCUGGAGACGUAGGUGCUGCAGGUGUCCAAGGUGUGGAUGCCCAUGCUGGGGUGGGGUCCAGGGUGCUUUUAAUUGCUGCUCUGGAGGCCUUCCUAGAGCAGCUUGGCUUUUCUGAUGGUUUGAUCCCGUGUCCCUGCUGGGGCUGGGACCAAAAGCCCAUGAGUAUCUUGACCAUCUGUGAUGGGAUGGUGGACAGCUCAGUGGGCUCAUCUCUCCAGCCCCUCCUCCCCAUCCACGUGCAGGAUGAAGGCAUGGCACGAUUGUGUCAGAUGAGGGAGGUUUUAUUUGAGGAGCUGGUACCACACCAGAGGGGGCACGUCCGUACAGGCAGGUCCUGCUCCCACACUGCAUGCUGGCCCUGCCAGGACCCCAGUGCACACAGCCAGGGCUGAGCUCUGCCAAAAACACUGCUGGCGCCGAGUGGGGCCCUGACCUUUGCUAACAGGGCCACUCCCCCCCCUCACUCCUGGCAUUUCAUUCCCAGUCCCACGUAAUGACCUUCUCGGCAGCACCGUGCCAGCGUCUGCCACUUCCAAUUACCCACGGCUGCUCAGCGCCUGGCGCAGCACGCGGGGCUCCUUCCUCCCCUCCGGGAUGGCAGCGGGUUGGGGCAUUGUUGCGCUGUGAUCCCCCACCCUCGUGGCUCAGGCACCCUCUAGGACCCCCCCGACGCUGACCAGGUUCCAAGUCCCUGCCCUGGGGCGCUGGAGGUGCAUGGCUUUCCAGAAUCAUUAUUAACCUGUUCGAGAGCUGUUCCCGCUCACAGCGAAAAUAGAUCUUUAAUCUCUGCCCAAAAUAGCUCAUUUGAUGAGAGGCCUCCUUAAAGCUGACACAUAAAUUUAACCAGGCCGCCCGAGCCCUGUGCGGGGAUGUCUGCAAAUGCUCAACAGCACUUGAAUUGUUGGGGUUUUUUUUUAAUUCCAUCAUUACGGACACAUCUGAUACCAUAUUUCUUCCAUCGGGUCAUUCGCACUGCUCAGGAGGUGAUUUGCUGUGCCCCCUUCCAGUCCCCCUGGCCCUGCUCAUAAGCCAAAGGUUAUUUUGGGGUAUUUUUGGAUGUUGAUUUGACCGAGCAGUAUAAGAGAUUUCUUCUUGGAGCAACCAUAGGAGUAGAAACCUCAGUUCUGAGUGGGAUGGGAGAGACUUAGAUGCUGCCCUAAGAUGCCAGCAGCGAGAGGAUGCUCUGUCCAGCUCUGGUGCCACUCUGUCCCUGGCUGUGUGCCAUGGCUCUUGGGCUCCAUGCCAUCCUGGUGUCACAUCAGCCCAAAAAAAGCACCGUUCCUCUGGCAGCAAAAUGUUAGCUCUGUAAGUAAAUGCAGGCUCUGGGGAAGUGGGAAAUGGGGAUGCUCAGUGUGUCACAGCUCUGCUUAGUGCCAGGUCCCAGGCUCACCCUGGCAUCUUCCCAACAUCUCCACAAGGCACGGGCUGGGAGAAGCCACUUGGCUGGUCUGGGUCACUUCCUCAGUCCCCCCCUUCCCCCCAGCUCCCCACUUCCCCACCAUUCCAGCGAGACCCUGAGCAGCAAAAUAAUCACUUCCAGCAUCAUUAUCCAUUGCAAACCCCAGCUUCCAAUUUUAAUCAGAGGAGCUGGUGUUGCUUUAAGAUCUGCGGGUUUUAAAGAUCACAAGAGGGGUUAGAGAAAAUUACCCUUGACUCUUACAUGCUAAUGUAAUCUCUAACCAGAUCUGCAGCACUGCAGCUAAAAUUGCUUUUUAGAUUAACAUUUAAUUAUUAACAGGGCCCCCUGAAAGGCCUGGGGCUGGAGCACGCGGAGGGGAGCGGAUUAUCCGGGUGGGAUGGAGCAGCAGGCGGGCAAGGGAAGGUCGUGGGGUGGCCGGCAGUACCGUCUGUGCCUCGUGGCACCCUCAGUGGCAAACUUUGGGCUUUAUUUUACCUAGUGCUUGCCAUGGUUUAUGGUGGAGUGACCUUUCCAUGCUUACCCAUUGUAGGGCUGAGCUGUGGCAUCACUGGCUGAGUGCUGCAAUCCCUUCCACCCUAAAUCUGGAUGGAUAUUGACAUGAGCUGCCAUGGCAGCUGCCGGUACCACUGUGAUGCCAGUAGGCAGCACCAGCCAAAAUCCUGCUCACCCUGCAAUGGGAUGGGCACCUGCUGCAUGCAGAGAGGAAGCCUUCCUCCUCUGGUACCUCCUCACCCUUGCAGGGUGCCAUUGGAUGGGAAACCAGUGUCUGUGGGGACCAGGGAUGGUGGCAGUGGCUGUACCAGGGCUGCUGUGGGUGUAGCACCAAUGUUCCUAGUGUUGCAGGGAACAGGAGCACUCUGGAGGGGCAGUGGGAUUCUCCUCCAUCCAUGGAGGGACAAGGGACAGGGGUGUCCCUGGUCAUGGUGAGUAGCCCUGGCACUGCAGUGGGUUGUGUUUGUUUUACUUAGCACACCAGGGACCAAUGAGGGCUUUUGCUUUUUUUCCCUGCUUGCUGCCAGCCUUGGCCUGGCUCCCAUGCUGUCCCGUCUGUGUGUUGGGUGCUGUUGGGAGCCUCCUGUGCCUCUCCCAGCUGGGCUGACCCCGUCACCUCCUGUUCUUGUGCCAAACCCAGCACUGACUUUUAAUAACCAUGGGGGACUUGGCAGUGGCAUGACUCAAACAGCUUUGCAGUGUCCCUGUUCAUCCCCUCCUUCCUCUCCUAACCCCCAAAACUCCUCUUUCAUGGGAUUACACUUCAAUAGUGCCCAGGGAAGGAUGCAGACAUGUUGCAGCAGAGCCUGGAUGGUGACCAAGACCUUGUCCCUCACCAUCCCUGCCCUGUCCGCUACCCUCCAUUGCCCAGCAACCGCACAGACCCACUUCAGGCUGAGACUUCAAAAGUUCCUUUUUCUUUUCUCCCCCUCCCGUCACAUUUUCUUUUAUCUAAAUCCUCGCCUGUGAAAGCCUCUAUCGACAGCUGCGCUGGCCUUAUCUCGCCGGAGGGACCUUCGCAGGGCUCUCAGAGGAGAUAAGCCCGACUUAUCAGCCACUGAUGUCAGAGGAGGUGCCAAACCCUCCCGUCACUCGGGCUUUAGACAUAGAGGGUGGUGUUUUUUAUUAAAGUCACGAAGACCUUGGGCUUAUAAAUAGUGUGAUGUCGAGAUGGAUUAGCUGGGUGUGGGGCGGGAAGGAGUAGUGGGAGAGGGGAAGGAUGGACUUGUGGCUGCCCCAUCCCUGGAAGUGUUCAAGGCCAGGUUGGAAAGGGCUUGGAGCAACCUGGUCUAGUGGAAGGUGUCUCUAGUGGAAGGGAGGGGGGUGGAAUGGGAUGAAAUGUAAGGUCCCUCCCAACACAAACCAUUCUGAGAUUCUAGAUGAUGCCAGUUGUGAGUUGUGGGAUGCAGGGUUGGGCGUCCUGGUGGGAAUGUCUUGCCAUGUACAGCAGUGCUGGCUGGAUGGUGGUGGAUCCACAGCCUGGGCAGAGGCCGUGCGGAUGCGGGGCGUUCCGGCAAAACUGCUGAGUGUUGCCUUUCCUGCCACGAAAGAGCCAGAGCAGCUUGAACUAAAUCGGAUCCUGCUGAUUGGAAUUAGUUCAAAUGCAGAUGGAGCUAACUAAGCCGGCGCUAAGCGUUGGACAGCCCAGUGCCCAAUUCCCAUCAGCUGAUUCAGGGGCUUUUCUGAGCGGCAUUAACAAAAUGCCACCGUGGCACAGAUGCCCAUUGUGCCGGGCGCCCACCCUCCCGCCCACGGGCGCUCUGGGAGCUUGGGGCCCCCGGCAGGGUGCCAGGGUGGACAGAUGGAUGGUGUUGUGGCACCGGAGCCCUCGUGGUUCUGAGUGUGCCCGUGAAGUGCAACGUAGCUGUCGGAAAAAUCAUCUCUGCUGCGAGACGCCGGGAGACGAGGGCAGAGCCGGGGUCUGAAUUAAUCGGUGCCUUUAUUCGGUUUGGCAGGUGGCUCCUGCAUCUCAGUGAUGCUCCCUGGGCAGGGUGGGGAUGGCUUCAGGAGGGUGCUGGGCUGUGUACGGCAGUGGUGGUGACAAUGGUGACAACUUUCGCCAGCGUGGGGGUGUCCCCAGGGACGUGCAUUGCUGGGCCCCAGAGUCAAGGGUGCCCUCAGCUGCUGUGACAGGUCACCAGCACCUCCCUGGACCAGGGCUGCACCCGUGCCCUCCCUGUGCCUGCACAUGGUUUUGGUGACCCCCUGGGUGCUUUCCCCUUGCCUUCCCUGUGCUGGCACAUGGAUUCAGUGAUCCCCUGGGUGCUUUUCCCAUACUUUCCCUAUGCUGGCACAUGGAUUCAGCGGUCCCCUGGGUGCUUUCUUCUUGCUCUCAGCUGUUUCCCCAAGGACCAUCAGUUACCUGAUCCUCAUCCAGCAAUGGCACGAGCCGCCCACGGCGCCAGUGUCUGCCAGGGACACAGGUCAAUGUCCCCAUGAGGAGCCGCCUCUCCGCAGGGAGGAGGUGACGUCCAUUGCUAAUCGGCCAGAUGGUGACACCCGGCGGGACGCCAGCCCUGAGGUCACUGCAGAGCUGGGGCUCAGGUACAGCAGGAGCCAGUGCCGUCAUCCAUCCCCCGCACGGCCCCGGGUGCCCUGACCUGCGUCCACCCUGCAGGGACAGGGAUGGGGACAGGGACGGGGUCAGGCGGCUCCUGGCACGGAAAAUCCAGGCGGUGGGCGCGUGCCGGGAGAGCUGAGGCACCGGGAGCAGGGCUGCGUAAUGAACCCCGAGUCCCGGCGGGGAGAGGCGAGCUCCUGGCAGUCAAGUGUGCUCAGCCUCUGAAUAAGAAGCACUUCAUUCUCUUUUCAAACUGUAUAAUUUCUGCCUGAUUGUAAUGGCAUAUUUUAAAAUUACCAGAAAUCGAAGCCAGAAAAUGGAUACGGCUGCUUUUACUGCGAGCUGCGUUAACAAAGGAUAUGUAAUGCAUGAAAUAAAAACACCUCCCUGCCCCCCUCCUUUUUUUUUUUAAGACAGUAAUAGGAGAAAAUUGGUUUUGAAACUGAAUAAAAGUCCCUUUCAGAGGAAAUCAUUUCUUUCAGGGUACCUUUGCUGAAAGUAAAAUAGUGAAUAAUGAAAGGUGGUUACAUGAUUGUCUUUCAUUUAGAGAGCGCGAGGACAGAUGGAAUCUGGGAGAAAUGCACGAUUGGAAUAAUUGCAUGGUAACAAGGCGCUUGUUGUGAAAUUAGUAUCUUAAGAAAGUAGUGAAAAAGGCUUUUACUCAUGAAUACUUCAUUAUUAGGAGAAAACAGCACAAUUUGGGUUCUCCAGACACCUGCUCGGUAUUAGAUUACUUCUUCCUCCCCUCCUCCUCCUCACACCUUUUGCCGAUGAGUCUCCAUGCCACCGGUUUGCUGGGGGGAGAUGGGGUGAAACCCCCAGCCCCAUGGGCAGAGCCCAGCCAAGGCACAGACACCCUGCAUGGAUCCCAUUCCAGGGACAAUCCCAGGGCCUGGGACCCCCUGCCUGCGGGAGCAAGCGGCACACGUGCAGGUACCGUCUGUGCCUGUGGUGACUGUGAAGGGGUUUCAAAGGGUGACAUUUAAACCAGUGAAGCACAGAGAGCCCCGGGCACGGCUCUGGGAUCAUCCGUCCGUGCUUUGCUUCUUGGCAGUGAUGGCCACGGGCUCUGCCAGCGCCUGCCCGAGGCCACCACGUGCCCGAGGCCACCACAUCACUCCCCUGCACGGCAGUGCCAGCACCGCUCACCAACACUGGGACAUGUGGGAAACAUCCCGGAUGGCUGCAGGAGGUCACGAUUCCCCCCCAACAGAAGAUGAAGUGAUGUACCCAGCAGUGACACCCGUUCGUGACCUCCAGUUGUGCCCCCUGGCCAUCCGUAAGCGUUCAGCCGGAGAGCAGUGGCUCAAGAGCUGUGACACCGUGGAUGGGCAUCACUGCCUGUUUUCCUGCUGCUCCCGCCCAUGUCUCCCUGCCCUCUCCAAGUGGGAAUAUCUCUUCCCGCGCCAGCCGGAGCAGUGGGAGGGUGUCAGCAGCAACUGGUUAUAACUCACGGCCUCGCGGCGGCUGGUGAAGGGCGUACAAUGAGCAGCGCGGUGGCGGCGGUGACUUUGGCCUGACCCCUCCAGCUUUUGUUGAGCAGAUUUUGAUGCCAGCUGGGAGCUGGCGACAGAUCCCAGGACCCAGAGUGGGAUGUUAACACUGUCUUUCCCCAGCCUUGGCCAGGGUCACUCUGUGCCGGGAGGUGCUGGCUGGCACGCUGGCAGAGCAGUCUGGCACUGCUGGAGCGCCGUGCCGGGGGGAUGCCCCAGCUCUGCCCCAUUCCCAGUGGGAAGGGCAGAAAGCUCUGCAGGCAGCACAAAUCACCCACUGAGACCUUCAUUUCUUUUAUAUACAUUCCUAUUUCUUUCUGGCUUUCAGAGUUAGUUAUUUAUCUCCAGAGGAGCAAAGGGCAUUGAGCGCCAUGGAGGUCCUGCCACCAGCUCUGCUGGGUGGGCACGGGGGUAGUGACAGUGGGGUGGGCAGGUCCCCUCCCUCACCCGUGUCUCUUCUCUCUCACAGGGUGCGGGGCGGCAGUGCCCACCAGGAAACCCAGACCAUGCUGGCCUGUCUGCAGAGGACCCAGAACCCCCCAGCCCAGCACCUCCCCUGCCCCAACAAGGCGCUGGAGCCGCGCAAGUGUGAGACGGUGGCACCGAUGCAUUCCCCGCGCUACCCCAGCCCCGCCGAGCUGGACGCCUACGCACAGAAGGUGGCCAACAGCCCGCUGACCAUCAAGAUCUUCCCCACCAACAUCAGGGUCCCCCAGCACAAGCACCUUAACCGGACGGUCAACGGCUACGACACCACGGGGCAGCGGUACAGCCCCUACCCCCUGCACGCCGGCGGCUACCAGGGUCUGCUGGCCAUCGUCAAAGCCUCCGGCAAAAGCGUGGUGAAGAACUCGGAGGGGAAGCGGACUAAGCUCUCGCCCGCCCAGGUGGGCGUCGCUCCCUACCCCGCCUCAAGCACUUUAGCUCCGGGUCCCUCCUGCGCCGGGCAGCUGAGCUACCACGGCGGCCAGAAGCAGCUGGAGGGUCCUGUGCCCAACGUGACGGUGGCAGCCUCAGUGCUGCCACUGGCAGGCAGGAGCCUGGCCCUGCCACCCUCCAACCUGCCCUCCAUCCAGAGCAUCAUCUACCAGAUCAAUCAGCAGUGCCAGGCGCAGGGUGCCCAGCCGGGCUGCCCGGCUGUCGUGGCCGCCCACCCCAGCCCGGCCAAGCACGGCGCCUUCGGCACCGCCUACACCGGCACCGUCCUGCCCGAGUGCCGCAAGGGCGCCGACCUGGCGCUGGGCUCCAACCCGGCUGCCGCCCUGGGACCCAAGGCGGGCAUCUACCCCGAGGGCAUGGACUACCUGGUCUGGCAGCAGAAGCAGCAGCAGCAGCACCUGCGAAUGUACAGCGGGGGCAGCGGCGGAGGGGCCCUCAGCAAGUCCCCUGAGACGUGUGCAGGCGCCUCGCGCCCCUACGGCCUGGGCGGCGCGGCCGAGAAGGUGAGUUCGUCCCCCUUGAACUGCAUGCAUGGCAACUUCUCGGUGGGGCAGUACUUCGCUCCCCCCUGGAAUAGCAUCCUGGUGACCCCCAACAGCGACUGUUACAACCCACCGGAGUUGGGGGCCGGGCCCCGCGAGCUGGGGGUGCCCCCGGCCGAGGGACUGCCCAGCAAGACACUCUGCAAUACCUCCAUCCUCAGCAGCAGCCUCCAGUCCCUGGAGUAUCUCAUCAACGACAUCCACCCGCCCUGCAUCAAGGAACAGAUGCUGGGCAAGGGCUACGAGACCGUGUCUGUGCCAAGGCUAUUGGACCACCAGCACGCCCACAUCCGCCUGCCCGUCUACAGAUAAGGGACCGAUGCUGCUCUUCCCAAACCCAGGGCGAGGACUUCGGCGCGAGCCGCGCUCCCCUCCGGCACUGCACCGGUACCGGACCGUGGCAGCGAGGGCGGGGGGACGGGGAGGGGGACACAGGGUCGGCUGCCGAAAGGGCUCCUGGGACACUGGCAUUUCACUGGGGUCCCCAGACUGGAUACACCCGCGACCCGCUGGAAGCCGAGGCCGAAGGACCGCUUGUCUAUAUAGCUCAGAAAUCAUUUUAUCUCCACGAAUGUGAACAGGGAAUUGCUACGAGUUGCUGCUAUCCAGGGAGGGGAGGCUCUGCCACGCGCUGGCAGCGUCGGGUCGGUGUGGGGCAGAGCCCUGUGCUGUGGCUGGCCAGGAGGCUCCAUGGUGGGUCCUGGCCCAGCUGUGUUCAGGAGGCUCCAUGGUAGCCAGUCCUAGCCCAGUGGUGGCCAGGAGGCUCUGUGGUAGCCAGUCCCAGCCCAGCCAUGGCCAGGAAGCUCCAUGGUGGCCGGUGCCAGCCCAGCAGUGGCGGGAGGCUCCAUAGUGGCCUGUCCCAGCCCAGCGGUGGCCAGGAGGCUCCGUGGUGAGCAGUCCCAGCCCAGUGGUGGCCGAUCCCAGCCCGGUGUGUGGCCAGCGCGUGGCCACCUGACCUGUAGCUGAAGUCCGUAACUUGCACUGCUUUGAUUAAAGCUAAUAACUGGGGACAGUCUGGAGGCUAUUUAAGAAAAACACUUGAAAACUUGAACAGAUUUUUUUUUUUUAAUUUUUUUUUUUUUUUAGUUGACUAGGCUGUACAUCUACGUGUUGGCUGCUACAGAGUCUCCUCCCACCCCUCUUCCUCCUCAUCCUCCUCCUCCUCUCACCCGGCCCCGCAGUGGCCACCGGCUCCUAUUCCCACUCAACCAGGAGGUUCAGGACCCCCUCUCCCCCUGGAACCCCCCAGCUCUCACACUUCCAGGCUGUUUUAUUUCCCUCCCUUACUGUCAGUUCUACCUUGGUUCUGGGUUAGAGGUGACCGCGGUACCAGGGCACUCACAUACCUCCUUUUUUUCUCUUUUUUUUUUUUUAAAAACCCCCAAACAAUUCCAAAAUGCUCAUUAUGGUCCAUUAUUCACUCUGUGUAAUUCCGUGUUUAAUAGAUUUGUUCAUUUAAAAGAGGCUCCUCACCAGGAAAUACAAAGUGUUUUGAUGUUUAAAGGUAAAAGAAGAAUAAUAUCCCAAUGAAACCCAAGGUGAUUGUGCUCAGAAAAGAGGUACUGUAUCCCUGAAAGCCUGUUCAAGCACUAAGUGCAUUUACAAAUCUCUGAGAAUGUUUUUUUUUUAUACUAAAAUUGACCAUUAUAUUCUACUGUGAGAAGUGCUGGCUGCACUAUAUUGUUUUAAAAAUGAGAAAACAAAUGGAAAAAAAAAAAAGAAAAAAAAGAAAAAAAGAAAAAAA
Molecule: messenger RNA, 9608 nt
Organism: Myiozetetes cayanensis
Lineage: Eukaryota; Metazoa; Chordata; Aves; Passeriformes; Tyrannidae
Gene: FAM222A
Product: family with sequence similarity 222 member A
Source: RefSeq, a predicted model, not a curated record